AAACCCGAGCUCGGCCGCACGAGCAAAUCGUUGUCGACCGUCUUCCGUGAGAUCCUGAGUGAUCAGGCGUUCGUGCCGGAACGCAAACCACCCACUGAGACUCAACUGCCACACAAACAGCAGCAUCAGGUAACCCCCUCGCAACACCACAUCAACACACAACACAACCAGCUCAAUCCAUCCCAACACUCCCAUGCCAACCCGUCUCAGUACCCGCUGGGCAGGACCCAGGGCCAGCAGAUACCGAACUUCAACCUGACGCAGGGCUCGCCUAUGACUGCAACGGCCUUGCAGCAACUGCCCGGCACUACCACAGCACCACAGCAGCAGCUGCUGGGCAACACAACGUACCCACGGCCGCUGAAUAAUGGGCUGGAGCCGCUGGACAACAACGCUACACACACACACACACGCACACAGGGAGGGAUGGGUCUGGAGGGAGGCUUUAUGAUGGGUAAUUCGGCGGACAUGAACUUCAAAGACGGUGCCACCAGCCUGCCCAGCGUGACGGGGCUGAGACUGCCGUCGGAUAUCAUGCGUGUCAUGGAUGCGGAAUUCGGCAACCUGGCGGCGGAGGGGGCGACGCGGGAAUCCGCGCAGAGCAGCGUAGAGACGGAGAACGACUUUCUGAGUUUCCUGGACCGAGAGAGUAAUGCGCUGCCGCGGCUGCCGCACCGAUAGUUCAUAGUGGUGAUGUGUAGGGCAGUAGGUGCGAUACCUGUUGUGGCGCAGGGUUUGGUACAUAUUCGGUUGGCUGAUACAGAGUGACAGUGGAGAUGGAGGUAGAGGAGACCCCAUCUGGCUAUGUCGGAUAGGGAGGGUAUUACUGCGUUACGGAAUUAGUCACACCCACAGCCAUGCCCUGACCAAGACAUGUAGGGUUUGAGGUUUGGGCUGAGAAUGCGACGCACCUGCCUGUAGAACUUUUGGGUGCAGAUCCCACUUUGGCGGACCGGGACGUUAGGGGCUGGGUACACUAUGUGGAGACAAAGAGUGAGCACUCAGACCCGCUUGUUGUACGCGAACGAGGGCUUUUGCCUUACCAACCACGAUUAUCGCACCGACGACCAUCCGUGCCCUGACCGGUAUUCAUCGCAGGGUUUAGGGUUUCGACCUUGCUGUAUGGUACUCGGCCGUAGAUAUACCGACCAACCGUAUGCCAAUCGUAUCAAGAUCGCUGUCCUGUCCUGUCCUGCAGCUCCUGGGGUAUGCUGCACCCAAAUCUCCUGCGAGGUGUAUCGUAUUCUCCCAAUCCAGGUGUCAAGGCACCAAUAGCCCUGCCCAGGUCAAUACUUGCCCAUACGCUCGGCUGACCGCAUUCCAAUUCGUGCGCGCGUACUGGGCUAUUUGUACAGGUACGGAUACAGGUACAGGGACAGAUACGAAGCCGUGCGAGGUGUCGGAUAAUCCGACAAUUGGACUACGGUAUCAGCGGCGUAAACCCUAAAACCCUAAAAAAAAAGUCGGAUAAUCCGACAAUAGGACUGUGGUAUCAGCGGCGUUGGACAAUUAGACCCACUAUUAGCAAGGCGCCGUGUCCCUCUGCUGUGGGGAGAGGCGUGUGGGUGCACUCAGGCUGGCACACCUGUGUGCAUGCACAGGCCUUUGUAUGUGUAUAUGCACAAGCCUGCGUAUGUGUAUAUGCAUUUAUCAGUACAUGUGCAUGAGCAAAUUGUGUGGGCAGGGUAUUCCACACAUGCGGUCACUCGCACAGUAUACGGCGAAUCGCGUGGUUCACUCGCGAGCAGAGGCAGGCGUGUGUGUGUACAUGCGCUGCCUAGUGUUCUGAGACGUUGGCUCGUAUAGCUCGCCCUCACACUCAUAUGCGUCCACACUCGUACAUACACACACACACAUACACGUACACAUACACGUACACAUACACACACGGCCAUAGAGAGAGGACCUGGCGUGCAUCCCCCACGCCCAUUCAGAUGUGUAACUGAAUUGUAAUGGCGAGUUGGCUAUUAGUAGCAGGGUAACAUUUCAUUGGCCGCAUAAGGCGUCGCCCUACACCGUACAGGACACACAAAUGCUUUGGGGGAGACUGGAGUGUACACAUGCGCGCAGGAGAAGGCAUACGCAAGUGCACACAUCGAUGGGCUCGUGUCCGUAGGAGAUGUCGGCUACACAACACAGCGAGAAGUGCUCUGAGAGUUGAUAUAAGUGUAUACUUGUACGUUCCUCUCGCGAAUGAAGGCUGCUACAUAUCUACAACGUAUCGCUGUGAAAGCGAAAAGCGGUUGUGGUGGUCGCGGACGACCACACACAUACAGACACACACGUGUACACACGCACCUGUACACACACACGUGCACACACACACACACACACGUGUAUACUCAUACACACACAUACGUGUACACACAUACAUAUACACACACGCACACUCACACACAUACACUCACGGGGACACGCGCAAAGAGCAAGGCGUAUUACAGCUUCUCAGGCUCUCAUUAACUAAGCUUAUAUCGAGACACAGUACGCACAGCUAUUCAAGUCAGACUAUGGACACAUGUAGGACGCUUCCGAUCAGGUACACACCUUAAAACAACAGGAGUCCCGUCGUCAGUCAGAAGUCUAUGAAACUGGGGCGGCAAGGAUUUGCCGAAUCUGAGGAAUGCCGGCGAUAACAGCCAGAACCAUUUGGUCAGAGUCGACUCUAUUGGACCGGGAAGGCUGAGUAGUGUUGUACUUAAGAUCUGUGGAUAAGGAUCUUUAUAAGUGACGGGCCUCGGGCGAAAAAGCCGGCUCGCAGGAGGAGAUUGAGGCUCGUAUUCGGUCUGUGACGAAAUUAUUUGUGUGUGGAGGGUCUCGUAACUAUUGUUCUAUAACUUCAAGUAGCAUGUGAGGGAGAAGACAAAGUAACUGUCACAGAGGUGCAGUACACCUCAUUCGUAAAUAUGAUCAACAAGACGGAACUCGGUAUGAACAAUGAGUUCCUCGGUUGGACCGACUACCAUGAUGACGCCCUCUCAGUAUACUGCAGAAAGCAAGCAAAGUGCCUAAAAUCUCCACAAACCAUCGUAUGUUCGUUCACAAGGCGUAAUGUGGUGCGUAGGUGUUGAAAACUUUGUAUAAUAAAGAUUUGAAAGGC
Sphaeroforma arctica JP610 is the source of this 3097-nucleotide messenger RNA. RefSeq lists its product as hypothetical. NCBI's taxonomy places the organism in Eukaryota, Ichthyosporea, Ichthyophonida. The record is from RefSeq and is a predicted model, not a curated record. The annotation marks the transcript as partial. The transcript has a single exon.